This is a messenger RNA of Batrachochytrium dendrobatidis JAM81, 1983 nucleotides long. RefSeq lists its product as uncharacterized. The record is from RefSeq and is a predicted model, not a curated record. Gene Ontology annotation, cellular component: early endosome. Gene Ontology annotation, molecular function: phosphatidylinositol binding; ubiquitin binding; metal ion binding. The coding region runs from base 16 to 1908 and encodes 630 amino acids. Gene Ontology annotation, biological process: receptor internalization; endocytic recycling. Lineage: Eukaryota; Fungi; Chytridiomycota; Chytridiomycetes; Rhizophydiales. The transcript is spliced from 6 exons.
CAAACAUCUUGCAGAAUGACAUCGCUGUUUGGGAAUCUACUAUCGAACCCCUUUGAAGACCUUGUUGACAAGGCCACAUCUGAAAACCUGCCAGUUGGAACAGACGACAUAGUUUCUAAUCUGGAUAUUGCAGAUAAGAUUAAGAGCAAAGAAGUCUCUGCCAAAACUGCCAUACAGUCAUUCAAGCGUCGCAUUAACCACAAGAAUCCCAAUGUUCAGCUGUUGGCUCUCAAGCUUACAGAUACUUGCGUUAAAAACUCUGGCCAUCACUUUUUACAAGAAGUAGCAUCAAGAGAGUUUAUAGAUAAUCUGGUCUCGAUUUCUCGCUCUUUGAUGAAUCCUAAUACUGAUGUCAAGCAAAAAAUACUGGCAUUGAUCCAGGCUUGGGGAAUCACAUUCAAGUCCAAACCAGAUUUGAGUUUUGUAUGCGAAAUCUAUGAAGCCAUGAAAAAAGAGGGUGUCAUUUUCCCACCCAUUGAUGCUGCAGAUACUGCUGCUGCAAUCAUAGAUACUCAAACGGUGCCUGACUGGACAGACAGCGAACUUUGCAUGCGAUGCAGGACAGCAUUCACUACAUUCAACCGAAAGCAUCAUUGUAGAAACUGUGGCAAAACAUAUUGCAAUGAUUGCUCGUCCAAACGUAUUCCGCUUGCACAUCUUGGCAUUACUGAGCCGGUUAGGGUUUGUGAUACCUGCCAUACCAAACUUGCCACAAAAUCACCUGCAAAUACCAACGAUUUUGCCAAAACAAAUAGUGCCAAUAGCACAACUGGACUCGGUGCCUCAUCCACUACAUCAACAGCAUCCAGUAAUGCUCACGAGGAUCUAGCCAAAAAAGAAGACGAGGAUCUUGCUAAAGCUAUUGCGGCUUCUCUUGGUACGACCAAUGACAGUGGCGUGUCUUCAUCUGCAUCAAGAAAGUCGACCACAAAACAGUCUGUUCGAUUUGCAACGCAGGAUCAAGAAUCUGACGAAGAUUUGAAGCGUGCUAUUGAGGCUUCUUUAAGAGAUGCUGAAAGAUCAACACCAGUCCAACGCAAUUCAAACCUGUAUGGAAGUCCACCCGAUCAUCAACAGCAAUCCUCACUUUAUGGCUCCGAGUCGAAAAGUUUUAGUGAACGGACCCCGACAGCUGUCGCAGUAGUAGAUUCUUCUAAUGACAUCUCACCUACAGAGCUGGAAAACAUUCGAUUGUUUUCGGAAUUGGUCGAGCGAACAGAAGCAGAUAUUUUAUCCAAGGGCAUUACUAAUUUAAACCCAGCCCAACUACAAGCCUUGCUGACUCAGGUUUCUCCGCUUCAAGUCAAACUUCAUUCCAGUAUUGAGGUUGCUGCUAACAAGUACAAGACUUUAUAUGAUAUAAAUGAGCAGAUUAAUGAUGCCGUCAAAUUGUAUGAUCAGUUUUUAAAACAGCGAUUGACGUUUUCUCAGCAACAACACAGCAGUGUUGGUAUACCCUAUGGGCAUCCAUAUCUGGCUGGAGUAUCAUCUGCCGCUGGUGUAUAUGCGUCGCCAAAUACUCAACAGCAGCCGCAGAAACAAUGGGGAGCGCCAGCUGUUGAUUCGAAUGCAGCAUCUCAGCCCUAUCAGAUUCCUGGUAGUCUUUCCUAUCCACCGCAUGCUACUUUUAUCCCUGGAGGCAGUGUUCCUGGGGUGCUUCAGCCAGUUCAGCAGCAGCCAGCAUACCCGCCUUCACAUAAUUAUGGACACCCGCCUUCAAAUUUAGCACCCGGAUCCCAGUAUUCGUAUGGGGCACCCUCACAGCCAGAAUCUAAUAUAGCCCUUCAGGUUUCAAAUGGAGUACCAUAUCAACCCCCUCCAUCUGAUGCUCAUGUUGCUCAACCACAAAGGCACACUCAACAACCACCACAGCCAGUUGUACAAGAAGCACCACUGAUUGAACUAUAGUUCUAGCGAUCCUUGUAGCAGAUUAUUAUUUGAGUGGUAUGCAGUUUAUCAAUAAAAACAAACAGUUGUGAUUAC